AAACGGCUCACGACUGCAAAACCCUAAUCUCUUUUGAUAUUUUGGUUGUAAUUUUGUUGUUAGAAUUUUGUGGUUUUUUGGAAUUUGAGUUAAAGAGUUAGGAAAGAUGAACAGAGGAAGAAGGAAUCUGAAACAAGCGGCGUCCGAGCAGGAUUUCACGCUUGAGGAAUGUCAAAGCAUUGCCCAAGUCGUCUCUCUCAGAGGUUCCAAUCAAAUUGAGAUAAUGGAUGCAAAAGGAGAGAGCUCAUUAGCUUUGUUUCCAGCCAAGUUUCGUGAGAGCAUGUGGAUCAGACGAGGAAGCUUUGUAGUGAUUGACCAUACAGGAAAGGAAAAGGCUCAAGAGUCUGGCAGCAAAGUUACAUCUAUUGUCUGUAAAGUUCUAUUUUUUGAGCAAGUCCGUCUUCUUCAGAAGUCUCCAGAUUGGCCGGAAAUCUUCAAAGAUACUAAACCAAUUCCAGCUGACGAAAGCUCUCAAAUACCCAUUCCACCGCAAGAAAAUGAUGGUGAAAUUGAUUCUAGUGAUGAUGAUGAUGAUGGCAUGCCCCCAUUGGAAGCAAACACAAAUAGAUUGAGACCUUUUGGAGUGCAGUGUGAUGCAGAAACAGAUUCAGGGUCAGAUUCUGAUUCAUAGCUUAUUUGCGAGCUGUAUCUUAUUAACAGUAUGUAACCAACACAGAGCUGCUGAAAAGCAGAGUUUUGCUUUGCAAUAAAAUUGAUUUAGAUC
This is a messenger RNA of Capsella rubella, 724 nucleotides long. RefSeq names its product probable RNA-binding protein EIF1AD. Gene Ontology annotation, cellular component: nucleus. Bases 107 to 631 code for a protein of 174 amino acids. The transcript is spliced from 4 exons. Gene Ontology annotation, molecular function: translation initiation factor activity; RNA binding. Gene Ontology annotation, biological process: translational initiation. The record is from RefSeq and is a predicted model, not a curated record. NCBI's taxonomy places the organism in Eukaryota, Viridiplantae, Streptophyta, Magnoliopsida, Brassicales, Brassicaceae.